GUUUCUCCGCCCCGCCCCGGCAGCUCAGUCAAUCCAACCUUAAGAGAAGGCGAGUCCACGGCUAAAAAUAUCAUAGCUAACAGAAGAUGGCCGGUUUGCCUCGUAGGAUUAUUAAGGAGACACAGCGGUUGAUGGCAGAGCCUGUUCCAGGGAUCACAGCUACACCGGAUGAAGAAAAUGCACGUUACUUCCAUGUGAUCAUUGCAGGGCCUCAAGACUCCCCCUUUGAAGGAGGCACAUUCAAACUUGAACUAUUUCUUCCAGAAGAGUAUCCCAUGGCAGCUCCCAAAGUGCGAUUCAUGACCAAAAUCUACCACCCCAAUGUUGACAAACUGGGAAGAAUAUGUUUAGACAUUUUGAAAGAUAAGUGGUCUCCAGCCUUGCAGAUCCGUACAGUGUUGCUAUCUAUUCAGGCGUUAUUAAGUGCCCCCAAUCCAGACGACCCUCUGGCAAAUGACGUCGCAGAGCAGUGGAAGAAAAAUGAAAGCAAUGCCAUAGAAACAGCCCGAGCAUGGACCAGGACCUACGCAGGCGAGGGCAAUUAAAGAAGAGAGACCAGGCGACUGAAUGUGAUCCAUAAAAUGUACUUCUACUCUGUCAACAUUUGAAUUUAACGGACACAGAAAAGAGAAAAAAAAUUAAGGAUUAUAAGUCAAAAGCUAUUUGAAAGACGAGUUUUACUGCUGCAGACCUCUGGGUGACUUAUUUUCCUCUCUGAGAAGCGUUAUAUGUGUGUUAGCUUUUUUUUUUUUUUUUUUUUUUUUUCUCCUAUGUUGCUAUUUAAAUGCAUGGACUCAGAAUGACACCCUCCCCACUACAGUCUUAAAAAUAACAUGUUGUCCUGAACUAGGCGCACACUGGUACGUUUGCAAACUAUACAUUCAUACAUUAAAGCUGUUCUUAUUUCAA
Molecule: messenger RNA, 909 nt
Organism: Cheilinus undulatus (humphead wrasse)
Lineage: Eukaryota; Metazoa; Chordata; Actinopteri; Labriformes; Labridae
Gene: ube2nb
Product: ubiquitin-conjugating enzyme E2Nb
Exons: 4
Coding region: 87-545 (152 amino acids)
Source: RefSeq, a predicted model, not a curated record